UAUAUAUCCCAAUGCGUCAUUCCACUCCCCCUUCCAGAUUCCUCCAACAUCGCCAAUCACCUCCUACAUCUAUCACGGUGUCUAUCCGGACUGACCAGUGAAUGAAUGGCUAAGCACAUUUCAUCCAAAGCAUCACUGGCCAGAUUGAGGCGGAACUCAACACACUGCGCGUGCCUUUGCCUCCCUCGCUCGCUCGCAAACUGAGCUUCUCGAUUCAGUCUGCCAUCGAACUGGUCUCGAGUCCACCUCCCCCUUCACCUAACCUUCACAUCCUUUUUCUUUUUCCUGAUAUAAUCUGCGGAUGCCUUCUCGACAUGAGUUGUGCUACAUACUUUUCCUUAAACUUUUCGUGUUUUUCAUGUUUUAAAUUUUGAUUUCGCUCCUUGCGGCAGCUUUCCGGAUCUUUCGAGGCCAAUUUCCUUGAUACACAUCCCGGACGAAAAUCGAAAAUACCUCCCUGAGUUAACAUGAAUUCUUCUGCGGCAGUCCUGCUGGACCCGAAAGCUUUUAAAAAGCAGCCGGCGAAAAGCUCAAGCUCCAGCUCUCCCCGACCCGCUAGUGCGCCCUCGGGAACAGCCUUCGAUCCCAGAGUGUUAUUAAGCCCUCGAAGCUUGAAAGCGCGCAAGCCAGGAACAAAUGCUAGUGCACCAGUAUCUCAGACGCCUACUACUCCGCAACACAGCAGCGAUAACCAGAGCUAUUCUGCCUCGGCUGGAAACGCGAGUGAUUCCCAAAGCGAGAAGACGGAUUCAACGCGUGGGUUGGAGCCGAGUCGGUUUGACCGUCAUAGAACUAUGAUUGAAAAUAUGUAUGGGGUUGAAGAGCGCGGAGUUCAACCACAGAAACGGAUAAAACGCGACGCGAAUCGCCAUGCUAGUAGUUCGGAGCAGAAGUUCGCUUCCAGUGCUAGACGGGGGCUGGCGGAUUAUAUGAAGGAACGUUCGGGAGCCAGUACUCCGUCACUGUCUGAAGUGGCGAUGAUAGAUCUUACAAGAGAUGACAAAAAUGAAGAUGACGAUGUGGUUUUUCUUGGUAAUAAGGAUUUAGGAAUGGAGGAGGUCUGCUAUGGAAGAAUUGAAGGCGCGAUGGUUUACGCUCACCAAGUUCCUCGUUCAAUGAAGUCGGUUUUUGGCGCCACAUCAUCUGAUUGGCCCUCUAUUCGAUGUCAACUUUUUCGUACUCGCGGCCCAGAUACAAGGAUUGAGGUUGCAGACCCUUCACAAAAUGUAUUUGGGAUCAUUGACCAUCGAGUUUCAGCAGCCUUAGUGCCGCUUCUGGACUCGACAAUCUUCAAGGUGCGGACUCAAGCUCGGCUCGACGUCCGCAGGAAAAAGGAAAACGAAUGGCCGGGGCAAGCUUGCUCGGAGAUAUACCGCAUAACUAUAAACCUCUACGGUCCCAGGAAGAUGGCCGACGGGAUCGGGAAGCAUCUUGGCCAGAAGAACGUUUGGCUAGGGACGCCCAACUCAGUUGAAGCUGGGAUGUCGACCUACAACCCCCAUGCCGAGAGACGCCUUGUUCGAGCGGCGAGUACCGCGAAUCGACUUGCAGUCCAAUCAGAAACACGGACAGCAGAAGAAAUUAACAGUGCUGUCACGAAAAUGCUCGAUCAGUUGACUAGCGCUGAAAAUAUUCCGCAAAUGGAGCCGCCUGCUUCGAUAAAAACGCCUCUACUUGCACAUCAGAAACAAGCGCUGUGGUAUAUGUUACAUAAGGAAAAGCCCCGAACGUUUGGUGAAAAGGAAGAGGAAAACAAUUCUUUAUGGAGGAUCCAUUACCAGUCGAACGGCCAAAAGUGCUAUCGCGAUAUUAUCAGUGGUGUUACGUUGUUCGAGGAGCCACCACAAGUUUAUGGAGGCUUAUUGGCGGAUAUGAUGGGUUUGGGGAAGACGUUGAGUAUUCUAUCGCUUGUCAUAUCUACCCAUCUCGAGUCAUUAGAGUGGGCAUUACACACCGUCGACAAGAGAUUAUUGAACAAUCCUGCAGCACGGAAUGUAAAAAGCACCCUUUUGGUUUGCCCUCUAAGCGCAGUAGGGAACUGGGUUAACCAGAUCGAGGAACACCUGGAGGAGGAUGCUCUGUCAUAUUAUGUCUUUCAUGGACCUACAAGAACAGAGGACCCGGAUGAAUUAUCAAAGUACGACCUCAUCAUCACUACUUACAGCACAAUACUCAGUGAACUAUCUGGCAAAAGCACGAAGAGAGGAACUAGCCCUCUCACCCGUAUGAACUUGUUCCGUAUCGUUCUCGAUGAAGCACACGCUAUCAGAGAACAAAGCGCUGCUCAAUCCCAGGCUAUAUUUGCGCUAAAUUCUCAAUGCCGUUGGUCGGUCACUGGAACACCGAUCCAGAACCGACUAGAAGACUUAGCGUCUGUCACGAGGUUUUUGAGGCUCCAUCCGUACGUGGAGAAGGCUCAGUUUGCGGCUUACAUUAUUGCUCCAUUUAAGUGUGAGAAUCCGAAGGCAAUCCCGAAUCUCCGCAUGCUCGUUGAUUCGUUCACUCUCCGCCGCGUCAAAGAUCGCAUUAACCUACCACCUCGCCAUGACAAGGUCAUCACCUUGACGUUUUCGGAGCGCGAAAAGAUGCUCCAUGAGUUCUUUAGAAAGGAGUCUAACGUAAUGAUGAAUGUAAUUGCUGGCGAGAGCAAAGAAAAGAUGCGAGGGAAAAUGUAUCAUCUAGUUUUAAAGGCGAUGAUGGUUCUGAGACAAAUUAGUGCUCAUGGAAAAGAACUCCUCGAUCAACAAGACCGGGACAGGUUUAAAGGGUUAAGUGCCACUGACGCUAUUGAUUUGGAGCAGCCAACUGACGAGGAUUCUUUAACCGUCACGGAGAAAAAGGCAUAUGAAAUGCUCGCCCUGAUGAAAGAGUCGGCCGCAGAUGUGUGUGCAAGAUGUGGAAACACCAUCACGCUCCAAUCUCCAGAAGAUAGCCCGAGCGAUAAAGAUCCACUCAUGGCAGCCAUGCUACCAUGCUAUGAUACUGUUUGCGCAGAGUGCUUCCCGCCAAUUCAACAAGUUUUCAAUGAAAACGCAGGCAAACGAUCCCAGCUUUGCUGCACAUUCUGCAAAGGCCUAAUUCCCGUAACAUAUUCAGCCAUUACGUGUCGGGGCUUUGAGAAAUUCCAAGCAUCCCAAUUAUCCACAAGACAUAAUCCCAAACAAGCUAAGAAAUUCGGCCAGUACGAAGGACCGCAUACAAAAACCAAAGCGCUCAUCUCACACCUCCUCGACACAGUGGAAGAAAGUAAGAAAGCGCCCGAUGAACCCCCGAUCAAAAGCGUCGUAUUCUCCUCCUGGACAUCGCACCUGGACCUAAUCGAAAUUGCACUAGAGGAUAACGGAAUCACUACUUUCACUCGCCUCGACGGCACCAUGUCUCUCAAACAGCGCAAUGCCGCCCUCGACGAAUUCCGCGACAACAACGACAUCACCGUCCUCCUCGCUACUCUAGGCGCGGGGGGCGUCGGGCUAAAUCUCACCUCAGGAUCUAGAGUGUACAUCAUGGAGCCGCAAUAUAACCCAGCAGCGAUUGCGCAAGCUGUGGACCGGGUUCAUCGCCUAGGCCAGACGCGUGAAGUGACGACCAUCCAGUUCAUCAUGAAGGAUAGCAUUGAGGAGAAGAUUGCGGAGCUGGCAAAAAAGAAACAGCAGAUGGCAGAUAUGAGUUUGAAUCGGAGCAGGUUGGAUAGGAGGGAGUUGCAGCAAGAGAGGAUGAAGGAGUAUCGGAAUCUGUUUACGUGAAAGUGAAGCUUGUGGUCUGGCUUGCCUCGCUUUUUACGGUCUUACUUUGCAUGUGGGAUCAUCGAACUGGAUUCCCGCUUUUUUCUUUUUUCUUUUUUCUUUUUUCUUUUUUCUUU
This is a messenger RNA of Blastomyces dermatitidis ER-3, 3859 nucleotides long. Its product is annotated as SNF2 family helicase/ATPase. The record is from RefSeq and is a predicted model, not a curated record. NCBI's taxonomy places the organism in Eukaryota, Fungi, Ascomycota, Eurotiomycetes, Onygenales, Ajellomycetaceae. The transcript is spliced from 3 exons. The coding region runs from base 468 to 3743 and encodes 1091 amino acids. Gene Ontology annotation, molecular function: ATP binding; ATP-dependent chromatin remodeler activity.